CGGUCCGUUAGCCGCCCGCACUGCGCACCUCGCCGUCCCGGCCAUUGGUCGGAGGCCUGCAAGAGCCGGGGUGACUCUCGGAUCUAUGCCCUGGGGGAGCGGCAACACCAGAUUCAUGGCCACCGCGGCGGCUCCGUCUUCCUUGGCCCUCAGCGCCUCCAGCACGGCCGGGGCCUCCAGCUCAUAUGGAGUCUUCUGCAAAGGGCUCUCCCGCACCCUGCUCGCCUUCUUCGAGCUGGCCUGGCAGCUGCGCAUGAACUUCCCGUAUUUCUACGUCGCGGGCUCGGUGAUCCUCAACAUCCGCUUGCAGGUACAUAUUUAGUGCCAUGAUUACGCUGCCUACAUCCCGGCCAGGACAUGGCGGACUCCCAGGAGGCCUGGCGGCGGUGAAGAAAAUUUGUAAGCACGGAGCUCCGGAAUCUCGCGAGAGGUCGUGAGCGCUCUGUGCGGUUGCACUCUCGGUUCCUACCGGAGCUUCCAGGGCCGGGGCGGAAAGCGGGUCGAGGCUAGAGAAAGGAAAUACGCGAUUUUCCGGGGACAGCAAAGAACCUCAGUUAAGGCCUACGACAAUAUUUAAGAUGCUUUGCAGCCUUAAGAACAGGACGAACAUGAUGCCGGGUAAAGAAAAGGGCGGCUACUAAAGUUUUCAGAAAAAAAAAUUUUUCAUGUACAAGCUCACGGUCCAAGUUAAAACAAAUUUCGGGAAGAUGGGAUUGGACUGGAACCAAAACAUUGAAUGAAUAAGAAGCUGAAGAUCUUAAAGAGAUACGUGGAAGGCAAAUAUAUUUCUUCAACAAGAGAAAACAAUGACAGUCUGAAAUUCUCAGUGAAAAUAACCACAAGUGUACAGGAAAAACAUCCUUCUAAUACCAAACAACGAAAAAUGCUGCUGGAUUUUGAACAGGGUUGGGGUUUUAGAAAGUGGACCCUCUUGCAGUGUCCGUGUAGUUCAAGACCUUGGAACCAAAGAAAAGAGUCCAGUCAUAGCACUAACCGUGGUUAUUUUGUGAAUAACACUUCAGUAAUCAUAAUAAUUAAUGUAAAUGCUGUUUAUGGUUUUUAUCUUUUGAGAGAAUACUUAAUUAUGGUUACAAAGUAGAAUGCAAAUGUUAACAGCUUUGAUAAUGGAAAAGUACAGUUUUCAAGUAGGGUUGUUGAAGGGGGAGGGGAAAGUAUAUGGAAUGGUAAUGAUGUCCUUAUAAAGUGGGAAGUUAAGAGAUACAGUCUUGUUGAUGUGGAGAAGAAGCAUUUGAUUAUUUAAAGGGUAAAGGGCACAAAGAGUAUGCCAUAAAGUUGCUAAAAUCGUAAUAUAACUAUAUUUAAGAGGGAGGAGAGUAGGGGAGAACAGCUUGAAUUCAGUAAGAAAUGACUAAAGAUAGGUAGAAUGUCUCAAAAAGAAAAACUGAGAAUACCGGAUGUGUUUGAAUAUAAAGACAAGAGAUACUUAGUUUUUCAGAGUCUGGGGAUGGAUUAGUGAUCUGCAGAGUUUUUAAAAAUUAAGGAAACAAACGUGCCUGGGUGGCUCAGUCGGUUGAGCAUCUGACUUCGGCU
Molecule: messenger RNA, 1551 nt
Organism: Puma concolor (puma)
Lineage: Eukaryota; Metazoa; Chordata; Mammalia; Carnivora; Felidae
Gene: SMIM10L1
Product: small integral membrane protein 10 like 1
Source: RefSeq, a predicted model, not a curated record